Plenodomus lingam JN3 is the source of this 924-nucleotide messenger RNA. NCBI's taxonomy places the organism in Eukaryota, Fungi, Ascomycota, Dothideomycetes, Pleosporales, Leptosphaeriaceae. The record is from RefSeq and is a predicted model, not a curated record.
AUGGCUACUGAACUCCCCACUUCAAAUGGCAAUGGCACGCAGGACGGCGAGAACAACUUCGCCGUCAAAGCCGGUCUGGCUCGCAUGUUGAAGGGCGGAGUGAUCAUGGAUGUCGUCAACGCUGAGCAGGCACGGAUAGCAGAGGAAGCCGGAGCGUGUGCCGUCAUGGCUCUCGAACGUGUCCCGGCCGAUAUCCGUGUGCAGGGUGGUGUGGCGCGGAUGAGCGAUCCAAAGAUGAUCAAGGAGAUUAUGGAUACAGUGACGAUUCCAGUCAUGGCCAAGGCGAGAAUCGGUCAUUUCGUCGAGUGUCAGAUCCUCGAAGCCCUAGGCGUAGACUACAUCGACGAAUCCGAAGUCCUCACCCCCGCCGACCCAACCCACCACGUCACCAAACACCCCUUCCGCAUCCCCUUUGUCUGCGGCUGCCGCAACCUCGGCGAAGCCCUCCGCCGCAUCUCCGAAGGCGCCGCCAUGAUCCGCACAAAAGGCGAAGCCGGCACCGGGGACGUCAUCGAAGCCGUCCGCCACAUGCGCACGGUGAAUGCGGAAAUCGCACGCGCGUCCGUCAUGAGCGACGAGGAACUCCGCGUCUUUGCAAAGGAACUACACGUCGAUUUUCCCUUGCUCCAGGAAACCGCCCGCCUCGGUCGGCUUCCCGUUGUGAAUUUCGCGGCUGGCGGGGUGGCGACGCCGGCGGAUGCGGCGCUCAUGAUGCAGUUGGGCUGUGAUGGCGUCUUUGUCGGGUCCGGCAUCUUCAAGUCUGGCGACGCGGCGAAGCGGGCAAAGGCGAUUGUCCAGGCUGUGACUCACUUCAAGGAUCCCAAGGUGUUGAUGGAGGUGAGUAUGGAUUUGGGCGAGGCCAUGGUGGGUAUCAACUGUGGGACCAUGGGCGACGAGGACAAGUUGGCCAAGCGCGGGUGGUAG